Chrysoperla carnea is the source of this 5122-nucleotide messenger RNA. Its product is annotated as receptor-type guanylate cyclase Gyc76C-like. The transcript is spliced from 19 exons. The record is from RefSeq and is a predicted model, not a curated record. NCBI's taxonomy places the organism in Eukaryota, Metazoa, Arthropoda, Insecta, Neuroptera, Chrysopidae. Gene Ontology annotation, biological process: protein phosphorylation; receptor guanylyl cyclase signaling pathway; cGMP biosynthetic process. Gene Ontology annotation, molecular function: protein kinase activity; guanylate cyclase activity; ATP binding. Bases 193 to 4653 code for a protein of 1486 amino acids.
AUUUGGUUUACUUAAUUAAUUGAUGAUAUAUGAUUAGGAUGAGUAGUGAUGAUGUUAUAAUCUGUCCAGUAUGUACAUUAUUAUUAUUCCAUAUAAACAAUUCACCAUAGAGUAUAAGUUGACUGCUUAUUUUCCUCGCAUGCUGCAAAGAAGGUGAGAGGUGAAGAGGCAUAAUUGCCGCGGCGGCUGGCCAUGCGCUCCUCGCGCUCUGGCCACCUGAACUGCCGCCGCCGCUGCAACAACCUCAACAGUUUUAGUAAUCAAAUAUCCGAAUCACCAUCAACAAAUUAUAAGAAGAAAAUUAUUAGAAAGUUUUGUUUUCCAUCACCACUUAUUGUGCUUGCCGUUGCAUUAUUGGUAGUACCGCCCCUGCAUCCCUUGCCACCAACUUAUGCUGCAUAUGCCGAUAAAACAAAAGGACAUAAACAAUUCAACUUAACAAUUGGCUAUCUGACAGCAAUGAAGGGUGAAUUAAGAGACAAGCAGGGGCUGGCAAUUUCUGGUGCAUUAUCGCUAGCACUUGAUGAGAUUAACAGUAAACCAACUAUUUUACCGAAUGUAAAUUUAGUAUUGCGAUGGAAUGAUACAAGAGGCGAGACAGUUGUGGCUGCACGUGCAAUGACGGAAAUGAUUUGCGAUGGUGUUGUGGCAUUUUUUGGACCAGAAGGUACAUGUCAUGUUGAAGCAAUCAUUGCACAAGCACGUAAUAUACCAAUGCUUAGUUAUAAAUGUUCAGAUCAUAAAGCAUCAUUUGUCCCGACAUUCGCUCGUACGGAACCACCUGAUACACAAGUAACAAAAUCAAUAAUAUCGUUAUUAAAGUAUCAUAAUUGGCACAAAUUUUCAAUUAUAUAUGAAGAAACAUGGGAAACAGUUGCAACAUCAUUACAAGAUCAAGCAAAAAAGUCAAAUCUUACUAUAAAUCAUAAACGAAUAUGGGUUGAUCAAUUUACAUGUUGCGAACAAAAGCAGCCAUGCUGUCAUAGUGGAUAUACGUAUCGUUUCAUUACCGAAACAAAAAAUCAAACUCGAAUUUAUGUAUUUCUGGGAACACCAACAUCAUUGAUUGAUAUAAUGAAUGCAAUGCAAAUGGCUCAAUUGUUUCAGAAUGGUGAAUAUAUGGUGAUUUAUGUUGAUAUGAUUGCUUAUUCAGUCAAAGAAGCUCAAAAAUAUUUAUAUAAAUUUGAAGAAUUUAACAAAUAUCAAUCAUGCUAUGAUCUGCCAAAAGAUAUUUUAAAAUUUGCAAGAUCAUUACUAGUGGUCGUAUCAACACCACCUUUGACGGAUUAUGGUAAUUUUGCGGAAAAAGUUAAAACGUAUAAUGCAAGACCACCAUUUAAUCUUCAUACGCCUAAUAUUUUAUUAAAUGAUAAUUAUACAAAAUAUGUCUCAAUAUAUGGAGCAUAUUUAUACGAUUCAGUUAAAUUAUACGCGGAUGCUUUAGAUUAUUUAAUUCGUAUCAGAACCAACGGAUCUAUUUUAACAAACGAAAUAGUUCAAGAUGUUGCGAGUAAUGGAACAGACAUUAUUCAAACGAUUAUUAAUAAAGGCCAAUAUACAAGUGUUACUGGUUCAAUAAUAAAAUUAGAUAAAUAUGGUGAUUCGGAAGGAAAUUUUUCUGUUUUAUCAUUUAAACCUUAUGAUAUAAAAGUAGAUAAAUUUGAAUGUGAUCAUCAUAUGAUUCCUAUUGGACAGUUUUACUACACACAAAAAGAGGACGAUUUUCCAGAAUUCAAAUUGAAAUCACAUAAUAAACCAAUUGAUUGGCCUGGAGGGCGUAAACCCGAAGAUGAACCAAGUUGUGGAUUUAUGAAUGAACUGUGUCCGAAAAGUGACACACAAAUUAAUAGCAUUAUUGCAGCAGGUGUUUUAGCACUUAUACUAUUUUGUGCAGGCGUUGUUACUAUGAGUAUUUAUAGAAAAUGGAAAAUAGAACAAGAAAUUGAAGGUUUACUAUGGAAGAUUGAUCCUAGUGAAAUACAUGGAUAUUUUGGUAAUGAUAUUGUAUCCUCACCUAGUAAGUUAAGUUUAGUAAGCGCUGCAUCAUAUGAAUCUAGAUGCGGAGCACAAGUAUUUGCCGCAACAGGGCAAUAUCGUGGUGUAGUUGUUCGUAUUAAAGAACUUAAAUUUGGUAAAAAGAAAGAUAUUGCCCGUGAUAUAAUGAAGGAGAUGCGUUUACUUCGAGACAUUCGUCAUGAUAAUAUUAAUUCAUUUAUUGGCGCAUGUGUAGAGCCGAUGAGAAUUUUACUAGUCACUGAUUAUUGUGCCAAAGGAAGUCUUUAUGACAUUAUUGAGAAUGAAGAUAUAAAAUUGGAUAGUAUGUUUAUAGCAUCGUUAGUUCAUGAUCUCAUAAAAGGCAUGCUGUAUAUACAUAGUUCAUUGUUAGUUUGCCAUGGAAAUUUAAAAUCAUCUAAUUGUGUUGUUACAAGUCGCUGGAUGUUGCAAGUUACAGACUUUGGUCUAAACGAAAUACGCCAUUCGGCUGAAAAUGAUAAUAGUAUUGGAGAUCAUCAGUAUUUUCGAAGUUUAUUUUGGAAAGCUCCAGAACUACUACGACCCACUGUACAUACAAAAGGUACACAACAAGGCGAUGUUUAUGCUUUUGGUAUUAUUUUAUAUGAAAUUAUAGGACGUAAAGGUCCAUUUGGAAUUACUGGUUAUGAGCCCAAAGAAAUUAUUGAACUUGUUAAAAGAAUACCGGGUGAGAAUGAGCUACCUUUUCGUCCAGAUAUCAGAUUACUUGCCGAUUCUGAAUUAGGUUCAAAAGGAUAUUAUGAUUACGUUGUGAAUUGUAUACAAGACUGUUGGGCUGAAAAUCCAGAUGAUCGGCCUGAUUUUUCACAAAUUCGAAGUAAAUUGAAAAGAAUGAAAGAGGGAAAACAUCGUAAUAUUAUGGAUCAAAUGAUGGAUAUGAUGGAAAAAUAUGCAAAUAAUUUGGAAGAUCUAGUCAAUGAAAGGACACGAUUAUUGUUUGAAGAAAAACAAAAAACUGAAGAUUUGUUACAUAGAAUGUUGCCCGAGCCCGUAGCCAAAAAAUUAACUCUUGGGCAUGGAGUUGAACCCGAAUCAUUCGAUGCAGUUACUAUUUAUUUUAGUGAUAUUGUUGGAUUUACAGCAAUGUCUGCAGAAAGUACGCCUCUUCAGGUUGUGAAUUUUUUAAACGAUCUUUAUACAGUAUUCGAUAGAAUUAUAAAAGGUUAUGAUGUUUAUAAAGUUGAAACAAUUGGCGAUGCUUACAUGGUGGUUUCAGGUCUUCCAUUAAAAAAUGGUGACCGACAUGCCGGUGAAAUCGCAUCAAUGGCUUUGGAUUUAUUAGAAGCUGUCAAAAACCAUUCAAUAUCUCAUCGACCCAAUGAAACUUUAAAACUACGUAUUGGAAUACACACAGGACCAGUUGUCGCAGGCGUUGUGGGUCUUACCAUGCCUAGAUACUGCUUGUUUGGAGAUACAGUAAAUACAGCAUCUCGUAUGGAAUCAAAUGGGGAGCCAUUAAAAAUUCAUAUAAGUGAACAAUGUAAAGCUAGUUUGGAUAAAAUCGGUGGCUACGUAAUAGAAACCCGUGGUCUUGUAAAUAUGAAAGGAAAAGGAGAAGUAUUAACAUAUUGGUUAGUAGGUGCAAAAGAUGGAGCCAUACAAAGACGUGAUGUAGAUUUUGGAGAUUUACCUCCAUUAUUCUGUCGUCCAAGACGUAGUCCCAAAUUAAAUACAGAAUCCCGACAACCGUCAAUAUGUGGUGGCUUAAUAUAUUCACAAAUAGUUGGAAGUCGACGACAGUCUACAAUACCAAAAAAUAUUGAUCUUGAUAGUUUGUCGUCAACGCGUAAUUCCAGUCCAAUUGUAACUCGUACAAAUAAAAAAAUUGAAAAAAUAAGUAACUACAUUGAUGAAAGUGUAUCAAAAGCUACUUUAGAUGCGUUCGAUAGUGAUAGUGAAUCUGAGUUAAAUCAACGAAAAAGAGUAUUGCAACCAAAACAACGAAGAGUAUUAUCAUCGAUAGCAUCUUCAGAUGAUAGAGAUAAUUUAUCAAUAAAACAAACAAAAUGUGCAAUUCGUUCAUCAAAAUCAUUAGAUUUAUUUCCAAAUAUCAAAAGUAAACCAUUAUUACAAUCGUCUACAUUAUUUUUUAAAAUACCAAAACGUAGUUCUCGAUCUCUUGAAAAUUAUGAUAAUGCAAAAUUAGCAUCCUCAUUAACGAUACAAUCGAAUAUCAUAGCAGCAAACAAUAAUUGUCCAAAUGGGAAUGUUGUAACAAUAUCAAAUUUAGCAGAUAAUAUUAGUGUAACAGAAAAUCUAGAUGAUGUGGAAAUACCUUUAUUACGAACACCAGGUUUUCAUAACAAUGAAAUAACAAUUAUGCCACGUCAAACUGCAAACACAACAACGACGCAUGGUAGUUCAAAGUGUGAUCCAUUUGAUCAAAUAUCACAUUCAACAAAUAAACGUUGGAAAAGUUCUGAAGAUAUUGCAAGACUUGGUGGUGAUAAUCUAAGUGAUGAGCAUAAUAAAAAACUAAUAUCCCGUAAUUCAAUCAAAAGUUGGUUAGUUGGAUUAUUUAAUGGAAAUGGACUUAGAUCUAGUGAUGUAUCGUUACGUAAAGGAGUUCUUACUGGAGGAUAUAACGACAUAUCAUCUGAAAAAGAAAGUAUAGUUUAAUUUUCAUCAUUAUCCAAUCAUGUAUUCGAAAUCUUCAACAUAUUAUUAGUACAAAAAGGAAAUAAUGACAAGACUGACGAUAUUAUUUACAUAAAGCACCAUCACUUUCUUUUCAAUCACAUAGCAUUUGUUUCAUUUUAUUCAAUAAUUCGUGUACUGUUCGCAAUUGCAUAUUCUAUAAAAUGUUUUUUAAAGGAGUCUGAUAUAAUUGGAAAUCAGCAAAAAAUAUUAUGUAUUUAUAAAUCCUAAUUUCUGGUAACAAAUAUCAAGUAAUGUUACUUCUUUAAAGUAAAGAUGCAACACGAAUACAUUUAAAAAGUAUUCAAAUAGGCUUUUUAUGGCUAUCAAAAUGAUUCCUAAACUCCAAUGUUUCUUUAUUUAGAUUACCGAAAAAUAUGUUGAAAUAUUUCUCUAUGAAAGAUCAUACCUAAGACAUGCUGUAUUUUCGAUAGAGCAUGUCUUCAAACAG